GGGAAAUUACGAAGAGAUUUCAGCUGAAGAAAAUAUUUUAAAAGAUUUUCCACUUUCACUCUUUAUAAUUAGGGUUUGCAAUAUUCCAUUCCAUCUCACUAGCAUGCAGUGAGAAGUAUUCGGUAGUCUUCUUCUCGAAUCGAACGUGCGUAUUCCAUGGGGAAUUUUAUCUCAAAAACACUGAAUAAACCGAAACAUGAGGGGAUACAUUUGGAACAAAUAACCACGGCAUAUGAUAAUUCCUCACCUCUUUUAGGCAAAAGAAAAUCACUAUACAAAGCUGCAUUGAAGGGUGAUUGGGAUGCUGCAGAAGAGGUAUUGAAAAACGACGAAAGCUUGAUGAAAAGUCCCAUAACAGAUGGAGGGGAAAUUGCACUGCAUGUUGCUGCUGUCGAAGGCCAUCAAGAUUUCGUCUCAAAAUUGUUGCCUAUGAUGGAGAUAGAUGACGUCGGAAUUCCCAACGGGAAAGGCUGCACCGCACUGUGCUUUGCUGCUGCUGUUGGCCACAUUCGAAUCGCUCAAAUAAUGUUGGAAAAAAAUCCAAAUUUGGCAACAAUUAAGGGCGAAGAAGGGGUUAGGCCACUCUAUAUGGCUGCAUUGCAAGGAUUUUCCGAAAUGGCUCAAUUUCUCUACGAUUACUCUCAUAUCGGAUCCUGGACUCCCCAACAAAAAAUCAACUUGUUGACGUCAGCAAUCGACUCCGAGCUCUAUGAUCUGGCUAGGAGGAUCGUGAAUGAAGAUAAAACAUUGGCUGUAGCUGAAGAUGGAUGUGGGAACACAGCGUUGCAAGUGCUGGCGCAGAAGCCAGGAUUUUGUUGCGACAUGAAUAGUGCAAGGAGGGGCGAUCCUUACAGAUUACUCGAUUGUUUGUGGAAUGCCGCCGAGUCGUGUGAAGAAGAUACCGAAGCAGCCGUAGAUACCAGCACAUUAUUCUUCAUAGCGGCGGAAUCCGGCAACGACGACUUCUUGGUGGAGCUACUCAGAAAAGACCACAAUCUUCUCUACAAAAUAAACGACAAGACACACAGCAUAUUCCACAUCGCGGUUUUGCAUCGCUACGUCAAAGUGUUCAACCUCAUCUACGAACUGGGCGGCACCGGAGAACUGAUCGCGACCUACGUCGACGACGAAGGAAACAACAUGCUCCACUUGGCGGGAAAACUGAGCCCUCGGAAUCAGCUAGACAGCAUCCCCGGCGCGGCCCUGCAGAUGCAGCGCGAGGUGGUGUGGUACAAGGCGGUGGAGAAGGUGGUGCGGCCGUCGUGCAGGAGCAAGAAGAACUCGGCGGGGCAGACGCCGCACGAGGUGUUCAUCGCGGAGCACGGGCAGCUGAUGAGGGAGGCGGAGAAGUUCAUGAAGCAGACGGCCAAGUCGUGCAUGCUGGUGACGAUGCUGAUCGCGACGGUGGUGUUCACGACGGCGUUCACGGUCCCCGGAGGGUACGACAACAGCACCGGGGUGCCCCUCCUGGAGAAGAAGAAGAUGUUCAUGGUGUUCCCGGUGUCGGAGGCGGUGGCCACGCUCUCCUCGCUCACCUCCAUCUUCAUGUUCCUCUCCAUACUGACGUCGCGCUACUCCGACGAGGAUUUCCUGAUGACGCUGCCGUGCUGGCUCCUGCUGGGGCUGGCGGCGCUCUUCUUCUCCAUCGUGGCCAUGACCGUCGCCUUCUGCACUUGUUUGCAGUUUUUCGGGCAUGGAUGGGCGGCGACGGCGCUGCUGGUGUUGUUUGGCAGCGUACCGACCAUGUUUGUGGCGUUGAAGUAUCGUCUGUUGGUCACUGUACUACGCUCUACCUAUGGCUGCACCUACCUGUUUCGUUCCUACAACCGCUUGCACUCCUAGCUACCUGCUACUACGUCUAUAUAUAAUUAAAUAGUGUUAAUAAUAAUUAAUGUACCACAAAUUAAUUAGCUAUUAUGCAUAUGUAUGUAAUGUAAGAUAUAUAUACUACUAUUGUUUGUAUUCAACUUAAGUCUACAAUUUCUUCUUGUGAA
This is a messenger RNA of Salvia miltiorrhiza (redroot sage), 1994 nucleotides long. RefSeq names its product ankyrin repeat-containing protein At5g02620-like. The transcript has 4 exons. The record is from RefSeq and is a predicted model, not a curated record. Lineage: Eukaryota; Viridiplantae; Streptophyta; Magnoliopsida; Lamiales; Lamiaceae. Gene Ontology annotation, molecular function: protein binding. The coding region runs from base 157 to 1842 and encodes 561 amino acids.